UCGUUAUCAAAUAGUAUUUAUAUUUAUAAUAGACAUAACAAUAAAUAUAUUCAUAUUAAUUAUGAAAAUUCACCUUUACAAUGAAAACAGUUGAAAAUACAUGGAAUAAAACUUCCAAAAGUAAUUUACAGCGAAAGAAUACAAAAUCCGUUCAGCGGAUCAGACAAUAUGUUAAAAGUUACGUUUUUUACAUAGAUUUAUUUGACACACAACAUAAGAGUGUAGAUAUAAAACUUACUAAUAGGAAACUAAGUACAAAGUUUAACCAUGCAAAUAUGCUGAUAUUUACAGAUAGUGUCUCAUAAUGUCCGCUGUAAAUUAUCGGCCUACAGUUCACCAAACUCGGAGGUUUCGAAGUACAUUGCUGCCUUUUCCUUGCGGUUAUGAAAAGAUCACAUUUAAAAUACGCAAUGUCUAUUAAUAGUUUGUAUUGAAGUAACAUAGUAUGUACGUUGGUUGAACAAAAUCGUCUUUGAUGCACAUUUAAUAUUUUAUGACCAUUUAAUUAUGAGAAUUUUAUGGUCUGUGAACAUUAUGAUGUGAUAUCGAGUUGUUAUUCAACAUCAACCUGACGCCGAACCGAGACUGCUUAGAGAAAUAAUACCUACCUAAUGUACUUAUGUUUAACGUAUAAAUUCAUUAUGAAUUGAAAUGCUAAAACGCAAAAACAGUAUGGUUUUAUGGCGAAUAUGUUGGCUUGUAUUUUUUCUUUGCUGUAUCGUUCAAAUGUACAGCGGGCGGCCACAGUACAUAUUGAUUUGGCCAGAUCUGGAGUUUCCUUUCUCCGAAAUGUCCCAAGGUCAGGAUCAUUUCAUAAAGCUCCAAUGUCCAGUGACUAAUUGUUAUAUUACUUCGAACAGAACGCUUUUUGGUGAUAUAAGAAAUUUUGACGUGAUAGUAUUUAUGGGAAAAAUAUUGAAGAAAAAUGACUUGCCUUCCGAACGAGCGGACAGUCAAGUAUAUGUGUUUUUCAAUAUGGAGAGUAGCCCUAACUAUCCCAUUGAGGAUGAACUAUUCGAUGGAUUUUUUAACAGGACAGCUACAUAUAGGCUUGAUUCUGAUUUACCUCUGCCUUAUAUGCUAAUUCGUGAUAAAUAUAAUAACACAGUUGGUCCAAAAAUAAAUAUGGAUUGGGUGCCUGUGGAAUUAGUAGAUCGGAGUAUGUUCGAUGAUAAAAAGCCAUUUCGUAAAAGACGAGCCGCAGCAAUUUUCUACUCAAAUUGUCAUUCGUUGAGCGAUAGAGAGCAAGAGAUUAUUAAUUUACAGAAGGAAUUGCGCGGAUUUGGUUUAAAGGUUGACGUGUACGGGGCUUGUGGCACGUACGAAUGUGAUAAGUACGCCAAACAUGCAUGCAGAGCGAAACUGACAACGGACUAUUUCUUUUAUUUGUCGUACGAAAAUUCAAUGGAUGUUGACUACGUUACGGAAAAACUUUUGGUACCAAUGCAAUAUAACGUGGUACCGGUGGUGUUUGGCGGUGCCAACUAUAGCAGAUUCCUCCCCCCCGGCUCGUACCUAGACGCGACUGAGGUGUCCACGUGGGCACUGGCCAAUAAAAUGGCCGAUCUUAUAACGAAUAAUGACAAAUAUAUGCAGUAUUUAUGGUGGAAGAAGCACUAUACAUACCACGAUCCGUUGUUAAAAGAUAACAUAUGCAACUUCUGUGCAGAAAUUAAUAAGUGGUCUCCAGUCAAAACUUAUCACAAUUUUAGGAAAUGGUGGAAUAUACAUCGUUUUGAAUAUUAAUAUAAAUAAUAAUAAAAUUAGUCUAUUCAUAAAUUUAGUUCUAUAGAUUCCUCUGUUA
Plodia interpunctella (Indianmeal moth) is the source of this 1804-nucleotide messenger RNA. RefSeq names its product alpha-(1,3)-fucosyltransferase C-like. NCBI's taxonomy places the organism in Eukaryota, Metazoa, Arthropoda, Insecta, Lepidoptera, Pyralidae. The transcript has 3 exons. The record is from RefSeq and is a predicted model, not a curated record. Gene Ontology annotation, molecular function: fucosyltransferase activity. Bases 652 to 1746 code for a protein of 364 amino acids. Gene Ontology annotation, cellular component: membrane.